Cydia splendana is the source of this 2062-nucleotide messenger RNA. RefSeq names its product piggyBac transposable element-derived protein 4-like. The coding region runs from base 1 to 1542 and encodes 513 amino acids. The transcript has a single exon. The record is from RefSeq and is a predicted model, not a curated record. Lineage: Eukaryota; Metazoa; Arthropoda; Insecta; Lepidoptera; Tortricidae.
AUGCCUUCAACAGAUGCGAUACAAAUGGAGCCUAUUAAUAAAUUUGAUUUUAAAUGGAGACAGAUGCCAAACCCUCAGAUUCCACCACAAUUGAGGAGGGAGCAUUUUAUACAAAAUAAAGGGCCAACUCGGGCAUAUGUCGAUCCAUAUGAUGCAUUUGUUGCUAUUUGGGAUCGCCCAAUUAUGGAGCAUAUUGUUAGAGAAACAAAUAAAUAUGCAGAACAGCUUUGCGAGGCAAUGAUCGUCCAAGGCAUUGCCCCGAAUAGCCGGAUUACAAAGUGGGUGGAUACCUCGGUAGAUGAGUUAUACACCUACUUUGCGAUAAUACAAGCCACCGGUAUUGUAAUAAAAUCCCGCUUGGAAGAGUAUUGGUCAACAUCAGCCAAUAUUUUUAUCACCCCUGAAUUUUCGGCCGCAAUGUCUUAUGACCGUUUUUGUCUUCUGAACAAAUGCCUACAUUUUAAUGACAAUGCUUUAUGUUCGACGGAAAGAUUAAACAACAGUGAGGCGAAAUUACAUAAGUUGCAGCCAAUAUUGCAGCAUCUUAAUGACAAAUUCACUUCACUGUACAUGCUAGGGCAAAACAUUGCACUUGAUGAAAGUUUGACGAUGUGGAAGGGUCGCUUAAAUAUUAGGCAGCACAUCCCAAACAAAGCAGCGACAGUAGGCAUCAAGACGUACGAAAUAUGUGAAUCUCAGACGGGAUUCCUGUGGCGUUUUGAGGUAGAAGCACGCCAAGCCUCCACGAGCGAAGAAAAAACAAAUCCGCUGUCAGGGAAGAUACCGACUUUGGUGCUUAGGCUUUUACGAGGAUUAGAGCACAAAGGACACACUGUCUGGAUGGACAACUUCUACAAUUCCCCUACUCUUGCAAGAGAGCUCAAAGUACAGGGGUUCGACUGCGUCGGAACUCUGAGGACUAACCGCCAAUAUGUACCUGCUGAGUUGACAAAUUUACAACUAAAAGACAUGGCCGUUGGUCAAGUUUGUGGAUGCACCUCUGGGGACGUCGAUCUAAUUGUGUGGAGGGAUAAAAAGCGAAUAGCUCUUAUAUCUACUUACCAUGGCUUAACUACAGUGGAGGAUGCAGACACAAUUAAGCCUGCUUUAAUAGCUGACUACAACAUUUGCAUGGGGGGAGUCGAUAAAAAGGACCAAAUGCUUGCCAUGUACCCCAUAGAGAGAAACCGAAAUAGAAUCUGGUACAAAAAAUUUUUUAGAAGACUUUUAAACGCUAGCACAUUAAAUGCAUUCAUUUUGCUUAAGGCAUUCAAACAAUUUACUCAUAGGCAAUUUAGGCAAACAUUGGUGUUACAGUUAUUAGAACGCCAUAACACUAACAGAAGUCGCAAUCGACCUGCUUUACUAUCCCAACGGCAUGUGCCGCAACACUUUGAGCGACCCGCCGCAGGGUCUAAUGACACUAAGCGUCAUCUUCGACGCAAAUGUGUUGUUUGCUCGAAAAGAACGACAACUUUCUGUGAAGGCUGUAGUGGCAAGGCUCUUUGCGUACCUAAAUGCUUUUCUCAGUAUCAUGAAUAACUUGUGCUUAUUUAUGACAUUGUGAGAAUUUGGUAGAUAAUUGUCUGUGGUAAUACAAACACAAAAAAUGGAGUGUAUGUCUCUAUAAAAUAAAUAUACUUACUUACUUUAUUGCGUAAGAGAACGGUAGACCUAUAGAGCAUUGUCAUUAGUUUUAAUUAAGUUAGACGUAAAUCGACCUAUUGUUGUUCUGUUAAUGUUCUCAUAUUUUUAUACUUCGUCGGUGGCUAACAAGCGUACUACCCGCCUGGUGUUAUCCAGAUUUAGCAAGCUAUGUACUACUACAACCUCCCAAAGACUCUCAAGGCUUGUUGCUGUGAAGAUUGGCCGUGUUGAAAGCGAGAUGAACAAAAUGUAACACAUAAUAUUAUUAUCAUUUUUUAGCCAUUUUUAAUUAUAAUAAUAUUUUUAAAUUUUUAAUAAAAAAAAUUUGGGAUACUUGUUUGUUGCUUUGCCUGUUUACAAAACUUAAUAACAACCAGCCCCUGCUUCUUCUUGUUAGCUCAAGUAUUAGCCCCUC